CUGAGGUUGGGAUUUCAAACUGACAGGAAGAAGCGCGACCGUUACGGGUGCAGCCGUACCACAGGCGGCCGCCCGCAAUGUCGGGCAAUGGCUGCACGUUCGCGGAUCGGAACGUGACCGUGUUGUGCUGCCGCUACUGCCAGCAGGUGCUGAGCUCACGGGGGAUGAAGGCCGUGCUGCUGGCUGACACCGACACCGACCUUUUCUCCACAGACAUCCCACCUUCGGGCACCAUUGACUUCAUCGGCAGCUGUUACUUCACUGAGAUCUGCAAGUGCAAACUGAAGAACAUCGCAUGUUUGAAGUGUGGUAACAUAGUGGGUUAUCAUGUGAUUUCUCCCUGCAAACCUUGCCUGCUGUCCUGUAAUAAUGGUCACUUCUGGAUGUUCUAUAGCCAAGCAGUCUUUGGCACCAACAGACUAGACUCUUCUGGUGUGAAUGUGUUGCUAUGGGGCAACUUGCCAGAUUUGGAGGAAAACGCAGAUGAAGACACGUCAUGCAUCUCCGAGGAGGAGUAUAUCAGAUAACAUUUAUCUCAGAUACACCACAGUAUUUCCCCUAGAUACAUUGCGCUGCUGUUUGUUUUGGACUCUUCUUCCUGCUGGCCCAUCAGAGCUUCAACAAUAGAGGAAGCAAAGAAAUCUGGAGAGCAACCCUAAAAAGGGAAGUUGUCAUCUUUUACUGUAGCCUUCCUUCAUCUCUUACACCUACCUGGUGUGUAUGCAUCAUUCUGACCAGAGACACGGAUUGAUGAGAUCUGCAUCUCUAACACCUGGACAUACAGACAGCAGGUGCAUUUACACUGAGGUCCUGCUCUGUUUUCCUUUUACACUUAAAUCUCCACAAUUAACACGUGUCAUUGACAGUAUUUUUCUUCUUUUCUAUAACAGUAUUAACAGGGAGCUCUUUCACUCGCUGGAAAUACAGCUUAAAAGUCUUGAAAAAUACUUGGUUUGGUUGAUGGAAAAUGCUCUGAAGGAGCUUUGCUUGUGAAGCCACACAGACCACCCUAUGCCCAGAGCAUUCAAGAGCAGCCAAAUGAACAUCUCCAAGUGUUGUAGCUUUGGCUCUAUGAUCUCUCUCUUGCUUUUAGCAGCUUGCUCUCUGGACAUCUAAGACAUGCAGGAAAGCUCCUGAAUGAUGACUGGGGAGCUGUCUUACUGAGUUCUCUAGCCUUCAUCUUUUAGUACUUUUAGGAUCAUGUUUUUGCAGGAAUUAAGUUGAGAGGUUUCAGUUUAUUUUCCCCAUACACCUGCCAGCUAAACCUAUAUACUGAUAUUUGUUAUCAUUUAAUGUGACUUCAGGACUACAGCAGAACUUUGGUUAAGAUCACCGUUGAAAUCCAUCCAAUUCUGUGUUUUUUCUUUAUUUUAAUCAUUCCUCUAAGACAGAAUUUAGUCUGUUUCAAGGUUGGGAAAACCAAUCAAGUGAAAUAUUCAAGGUUUGUGCCUAGCUUUAUCCUGAAGCAUACAAUCACCUUCAUUCCUCUAAGAAUGAAUGGAUUUAAAGUUCAUCAAAGCUAUUUAUUAAUUAACCACUGUCCCAUUACCUAAAGGAUCACCUUUGGAAAAUUCAAGUUACAGUCACAUAAGAGACCUGACUACAUUUUUAAUCUCUGGUUGAUGCUGAAUAAAUCAUUCCAUAACCUCUCUUGAUGCUUUGAAGAGGUACAAUGAAGGCAGAUCUGACUUGUCUCAUGUCUUUACUGCAUCAUACGUAUUCCUUAAUUAAUGGUGCUACCUCUUCUGCGUUGUAUAAAUGUAUAUUGAUGUGUAUAUAUUGGUGUGCCCAUGGAUGUCUGUAUGCCUCGUUUGGAUUUCCUGCGUUGUGUUUGCACAUGAAAUAAAAUGCUUGGAUUGUGCGUUCUAUAGGCUGUAAUGAGCCUGGAUGUGCAAUGACAUCAAUUAGGUGAUGAAAACAAUGGUUCAAAAUAAUAAAUAGCUCAAAAAAGAUCCCA
This is a messenger RNA of Coturnix japonica (Japanese quail), 1957 nucleotides long. It is a transcript of the gene RUMY1, whose product is annotated as family with sequence similarity 72 member A. NCBI's taxonomy places the organism in Eukaryota, Metazoa, Chordata, Aves, Galliformes, Phasianidae. Gene Ontology annotation, cellular component: cytosol. The record is from RefSeq and is a predicted model, not a curated record.